Uranotaenia lowii is the source of this 917-nucleotide messenger RNA. RefSeq lists its product as uncharacterized. The coding region runs from base 70 to 594 and encodes 174 amino acids. The record is from RefSeq and is a predicted model, not a curated record. Lineage: Eukaryota; Metazoa; Arthropoda; Insecta; Diptera; Culicidae. Gene Ontology annotation, molecular function: RNA-DNA hybrid ribonuclease activity; nucleic acid binding. The transcript has 2 exons.
GAUUCGCAUCGCCCACUUCAGAUUCCAAGAAUUUUCGAAGCUAAAUAUAGACACGUCGAUGCUGACAAAAUGUACUUUACCGAUGGGUCUCUAAUUGAGGAAUCAACGGGAUUUGGAGUUUUCAACGAAACAACUAGCGCCUCUUAUAACCUCCAGUCACCAUGCUCUGUAUAUAUAGCAGAGUUAGCUGCUAUUCACUGGGCCUUGGACAGCAUCGCCUCACGGCCUAUUGGGCACUACUACAUUGUAACGGAUAGCCUAAGCUCAGUUGACGCAAUACGCUCAAUACGACCGGGAAAGCACUCGCCGUUCUUCCUAGAGAAGAUACGGGAUAUUUUGAGUGCUUUAACAAGACGUCGCUUUUCCAUCACCUUUGUUUGGGUUCCCUCUCAUUGCUCGAUAGUGGGCAAUGAGAAGGCAGACUCUCUGGCAAAGGUGGGGGCGACGGAAGGCGACACGUAUCCACGUGAAAUCGUCUUCAACGAAUUCUACUUCUUAGUACGAGGGAACUCUCUUGUCAACUGGCAGCGCAAAUGGGACGAGGAUGAGGAUGGUCGGUGGCUCCACUCGAUUAUCCCAAAGCAAUUUGUGUAGUUGCGGCCAAGGUUACCAUGACAUCGAGCAUAUUGUUUGGUCGUGUGAGGUCCAUCUUGUCGCCAGAACGAAUUUAAUAGACUCCCUUAGGGCCCGAGGAAAACCACCUAAUGUUCCAGUUAGAGAUGUACUAGCUGUGCUAGAUUUGGACUACAUGUUCGAAAUCUACCUUUUUCUAAAAGCUAUCGAUCUUCGUCUAUAAUUUCUUUUUUAUUUUCAUAUUUCCCUUUCUAUCUUCCUUUCUCCUCUCACAAAGUGUUAAGUUAAGAAAACAAUUGUAAACAACAAAAUCGGUUUUGGCUCCUUAAAGCCUAAAGGUAUGA